UCUUCUUCUUCAUGGCACUGACAAAAGAGUUCAUGGGUUGUUCUUUACUUGAGAGAUCGUUAUAUUUAUCUUCUUCUUCAAGCGAUUUUCAGAGGAAGUUGCAGAAGAACUUGUCGAUUAACCCGGCAUUUUUUGUUCCUGUGCAACCGAGAAGGUCAGUGCAUUUGAAGAAAACUAGGACUUUUACUACUCCUGUGGCAGCAAUAAGUGAAGAUUUGAUUAAGGCUUCUGUGUCUGCAACUCAAAAAGCUGUUAAAUUUAAGGUUAGAGCGGUUUUGACUGUGAGAAAAAACAUCAACGAAGACUUGAAAGAACAACUGGUUAACCAUUUAGAUGCUUUAACUGAUAAGAUUGGGAGAAAUGUUGUGUUAACACUUCUCAGUACUGAGCUUGAUCCCAAAACAAAGGGUCCAAAGAGAAGUAGAGAAGCCGUGUUGAAAGAUUGGUCUAAGAAAUCAAAUAUUAAAGCUGAGAGAGUUCAUUACACAGCUGACUUUACUUUAGAUUCUGAUUUUGGGAUGCCUGGUGCAAUCACAGUUACCAAUAAGCACCAAAAGGAGUUCUUCUUGGAGACGAUAACCAUUGAAGGUUUUGCUUGUGGCCCUGUUCAUUUUCAUUGCAAUUCAUGGGUUCAAUCCAACAAAGAUCAUCCUGGAAAAAGGAUUUUCUUCACUAAUCAGCCAUAUCUACCAAGUGAGACCCCUGAAGGGCUUAGAGUGUUGAGAGAAAAAGAGCUUAAAGAUCUUAGAGGUGAUGGCAAAGGAGUCAGGAAAUUAUCAGACAGGAUUUAUGACUUUGAUGUGUACAAUGAUCUGGGAAACCCAGAUAAAUGCAGUGAUUUAGUUAGACCAACUCUUGGAGGUGAACAAAGGCCUUACCCUAGACGGUGUCGCACCGGUCGAGUUCCAACUGACACUGAUAUGCAUGCAGAGAGCCGAAUUGAGAAGCCAUUACCCAUGUAUGUGCCAAGGGAUGAACAAUUUGAGGAGUCUAAGCAAGACACAUUUUCUACUGGGAGGCUUAAAGCUGUGCUUCACAACUUAAUCCCCUCAUUAAAAGCCAGCCUUUCUGCUGCAAAUCACGACUUCAAUGCAUUUUCAGACAUUGACAGCCUCUACAGUGAAGGGCUUCUCCUCAACUUAGGAUUACAAGAUGGACUCCUCAAGAAACUCCCCUUUCCGAAGGUUGUUAGCAGAAUUCAAGAAUCUAGCCAAGGUCUCCUCAGAUAUGACAUUCCCAAAAUUCUUUCCCGGGACAAAUUUGCCUGGCUACGAGAUGACGAAUUUGCCCGUCAAGCUAUAGCUGGUGUCAACCCAGUCACCAUUGAGAGGCUUCAGGUUUUUCCUCCAGUAAGCAAACUUGAUCCCGAAAUCUACGGUCCACAACAAUCUGCUUUGAAAGAAGAACACAUUAUUGGCCAAAUUAAUGGCAUGACUGUUCAACAGGCCCUGGAAGAAAACAAGUUGUAUAUAGUGGAUUACCAUGACAUUUACCUUCCAUUUUUGGAUAAAAUAAAUUCACUUGAUGGUAGAAAAGCAUAUGCAACAAGAACCUUAUUUUUCUUGACCCCUCUUGGGACUUUGAAGCCUAUUGCUAUUGAGCUUAGCCUCCCACCAUCCGGACCAAGUUUGCGAUCAAAGCGUGUGGUUACACCUCCUGUUGAUGCCACCAGCAAUUGGGUUUGGCAGCUUGCCAAGGCCCAUGUGUGCUCCAAUGAUGCUGGGGUGCACCAACUUGCUAACCAUUGGUUACGGACACAUGCAUGCGUGGAGCCAUUUAUACUUGCGGCACACAGGCAAUUGAGUGCAAUGCACCCAAUUUACAAGCUUUUGGAUCCGCACAUGAGAUACACAUUAGAGAUCAAUGCCCAAGCUAGGCAAAACCUCAUCAAUGCUGAUGGUGUGAUUGAAUCUUGCUUCACUCCUGGCCGCUACUGCAUGGAGAUUAGUGCCGCCGCAUAUAAAAACGGCUGGCGGUUUGACAUGGAAAACCUCCCAGCCGAUCUCAUCCGCAGGGGCAUGGCUGUACCUGACCCAACUCAACCACAUGGUCUAAAGCUUUUAAUAGAGGACUACCCAUAUGCAAGUGAUGGGCUAUUAAUUUGGUCAGCAAUUGAGGAGUGGGUGCGCACCUAUGUCAACCAUUACUAUCCAAAUUCAAGCCUAAUUUGUAAUGACAAAGAGUUACAAUCAUGGUACUCUGAAUCCGUCAAAGUGGGUCAUGCAGAUCUUGCCCAAGAAAGUUGGUGGCCCACACUAACUAACGGUGAUGAUCUAGUCUCCGUUCUCACCACCAUCAUCUGGCUUGCAUCCGCACAACAUGCUGCACUCAAUUUUGGUCAGUACCCAUACGGUGGUUAUGUGCCUAAUCGCCCACCAUUAAUGAGAAGAUUAAUCCCAGAUGAAAAUGACCCUGAGUAUGCUGUAUUUUUAGCUGACCCACAAAAGUACUUCCUGGCAGCAUUGCCAAGUUUGUUACAAGCCACAAAAUAUAUGGCUGUGGUAGACACAUUGUCUACACAUUCACCUGAUGAAGAGUACUUAGGAGAGAGACAACAACCGUCGAUUUGGACCAGCGACGCCGAUAUAACCGAGGCAUUCUUCGAGUUCUCGGCAGAGAUCAGCCGGAUAGAGAAGGAGAUAGAAAAAAGGAACGCUGAUCCUAGCCUUCGGAACCGGUGUGGUGCCGGAGUGUUACCAUAUGAGCUACUUGCACCAAGUUCUGAGCCUGGAGUAACAUGUAGAGGAGUUCCAAAUAGUGUAUCAAUUUGAACACAAAUGGGGUUCAAAUGGUCAUGUUUGAUGAUCAAAUUAGGUAUAUAAUUAAAAUUAUUAGAACUUUGAGAUGAGUUCUCAAAAUAGUUGCUAGUAUAAUUAGCUAGCAUGAUCAUUUUUAAAUAUCAGUUUUGUGUAUCUAGAUUCUUGUCUGGUGCAACCUAAGUGCACUUUAAAAUCUUAGAGAUAUUGUAGAUGUGAAUUGAGUUUAUA
Molecule: messenger RNA, 2987 nt
Organism: Pistacia vera
Lineage: Eukaryota; Viridiplantae; Streptophyta; Magnoliopsida; Sapindales; Anacardiaceae
Product: linoleate 13S-lipoxygenase 3-1, chloroplastic-like
Exons: 9
Coding region: 12-2771 (919 amino acids)
Biological process (GO): lipid oxidation
Molecular function (GO): metal ion binding; oxidoreductase activity, acting on single donors with incorporation of molecular oxygen, incorporation of two atoms of oxygen; protein binding
Source: RefSeq, a predicted model, not a curated record